Messenger RNA from Schistosoma rodhaini, 4437 nucleotides. The record is from the annotation of a GenBank genome assembly. Lineage: Eukaryota; Metazoa; Platyhelminthes; Trematoda; Strigeidida; Schistosomatidae.
GUGGCCAGGUGAGCAUUUUAUCGAAGAAACAGUGCUUUUUAUUUAUUAGUCAUACUAAUGGAUUGGUCCAUCUCCAUGAUUUGGUCGUAUAAUAUUACUACUAUCUGAAGGAACUUGAUGAAAAUUCUUGUUAAAUUUACAAUUUAUGUUAUUCUAAUUUAACCACAAUAUGGUAGACAAUUUGAAUGACUCAUAUUUUUUAUUUCAGACAUUUUGUUAUUUGAUUAUGAAUGAUGGUUUUUAAUUCUUUGACUAAAUUAAUACUCAAAUGCAUUGAAACAAUUAUCAACAGGAUAUUAUUAAAAUAAAUAAAUAUCUUGAUCAAGACAAAAUGUUUCAGAUUAUGUAUUUAUAUAGGAUAUUAUCUACUAUUGUUUGGAUUAUAAUUAUAAAUUUUCAUUAUAUCACAUGCCAGUCAGAUUAUUUAACAUCAACAAAUUUGAUACAGUUACAUCCUGAAAGUCAAUCAGUUACACUCAAUAGUACAGUACGGUUACAAUGUCGUGUACGUAUGCUGAUAGAUCCAGACACAGGAGCAGGUGUACAAGUUUAUUGGUCUAAAAAUGAUUUUGGCAUUGGUGGUAAUCGUGAAGAUAUUCAAGAGUAUGGACGAAAUUCACGAUAUGAUUACUCUCGCUAUGAUUUACCAUACAACCUGAAGGAAGGACAAUACGAUCUUCAAAUAAUGAAUGUAGAAUUAUCAGAUGAAGGUUCAUAUGUAUGUCAAGUGAAUUUUAUGCGACAACAAUAUCUAAGUCAAACAGCUGUUUUAACAGUACAAGUUCCAUCUGAAGCACCACAACUUGUUCAAAUAACUAAUGAAGGUAAAGGUCAACGAAUAGAUAUUGGACCAUCACGACCUGCAGUUGUUGAUGACGGAAGUAUUAUGUUACUUGAAUGCAUUGCUCGUCAUGGUAAACCGGGGGCAUUGCUUACAUGGUUUAUUGACGGUGUUCAAGUAAAAUUAGAAUCGAAUCCUGACAGUACACCUGGAUCAUUUAUUUCUGGUUUCUCUGGUAAUUUAACAUUUCAACUUGAAGCAUCUGCUAAAAUACCAAGACUAGUCGAUGCAACUAGUUCAAUGAGGGCACAUUUAAAUAAAUUGCAUCAUGGCAAACUUGUUGAAUGUAGAGCAGAAAAUACUGGAUAUGAAAUGCACACACUUCGUCCAGCUCAGACAAAAAUCGAAGUACAUUACGCUCCUGUUGUAAGUAUACAAGUACGACCCUCACGACCUGACAAUCAAUUUAUGGAACAUGACAUUAUUACUGUUGAAUGUACUGCACAUGGAAGACCAGAUUCAUUCUUCUGGGAAUGGUAUGUAAAUGGACGUCAAGUUGAAAAUAUCGCCGAAUCAUGGUAUCGUCUCCGAUUAACACGUGAAUUACAUCAAUCUGUAUUUCGGUGCAUUGCGAUUUCAAAUAAAAAAGGAGUUGCUGAAACAACAAUAAAAGUUAAAUUUGGACCUCAAUUUCAUCAAGCUUCAGCUUUACUAUUCACAGCAUCUCCAGGUGAAGAUGUUUUAAUGGAUUGUCCAGCAAUAGGUAAUCCAACACCGCAUAUUGAAUGGAGACGUGAAGGUGGUAGAGAAGUUCUUUCACGUAGUGUAUCACUGAAACGUGAAAAUUUAAAAGAAGAAGAUUUUGGGACGUAUAUAUGUACAGCUUUUGUACCAGAAUUCCCCCCUGUAUCUAAACAAAUGUAUAUAGCUAAAAGAAAACCUCCUCGUAUUCAACCAAAUCCAAUAGUUCAUGCUUAUUUAGGUCAACCAGCCAGAUUGCGUUGUACAGUGAAUUCAGUUCCACUUCCACCUUCUGGUCAAACGCAUUGGUAUUUCAAUGGUAAUCCAAUUCAGCCAGAUUCACAUCAUAAAUUUGAACAAGAAGAAUUCAUCGGUGGUGUGGUACUUGUUCUUCAUAUCGCACAUGUCAUGAUGAGCGAUUUCGGUCAAUAUAAUUGUUCUGUAAAGAACGGUUAUGGAUCGGAUUGGAAACUAAUACGUCUCAGUCAUCAAGAAGAUAUUCCAAUUCAGUUUAUCAUCGGUGCAGCGGUCACUAUUGGAAUCCUGUUAAUAGUAGGAUUAAUACUUCUGUGUAUAUGCCGUCAAAGAGUAUGUGGAUUUCGUUAUAAUAAAGGUAAUCGUACUAAACAGCCAUCAAGGAGUUCUUUACAAGAUUAUGGUGUAGUGAAUUCAGAUUUUAUAACACGUGCUUAUACACCAAAUAUGCAUUAUCGUCAAGAUCCAUAUCAGUGUUAUUCAAAUAAUCCAAGUUUAAAUAAAUCAUUUACUCGUUAUGCUUUCGAUGGUACAGAUCAGGGAUCUAUGCGUAUACCCAAGGAUCAAUCGGAAAACUGUUUUUAUGAAACUUCUAAAGAAGAUAUGUGUACUAAUACGUAAGUUAACUCUAUUUUUUGAAACUAACGAAUUGAAGAAUACCCAUUAAUGAUGUUAGCUUCAACAAUGGCAACGAUAUUGUAACAAUCGGUAUUGUUAAACUCCUACAUUAUUUCUUCUAACGCUUAUUUUAAUCUUUUCAGGUAUUCUGUCAUUUAUUUAUGUGACUUUGGGGAAAUAUGUAUGGCAGUACAUAUGUCUAUAUACUUUUAUUACUUUCAUGUUUCAAGAUUGAAUCACUUAUUACUCACUAAGUUGGCUAUUUCUUCUAUUCCAGUUCACAUAUAUUUUAUCUGGGUUACCAUAUGUCUGAAAUAUACGUUCCCCAAAUACUUUCGUAUCCCAAUUUUUAUACUUACGUUGUUAUUAAUGAGAUUUGUCUAUAGAGUAUAUACGAAACUAUUAUAGUUCAAUCACUAUGGAGUUAACCAAGGGCACCAAAAUAUAUUAACAGCAGUAUUAUAAGAGAAGUGAUAACACAAAAGAAUUCUAUUAUAAAUCGCAUUCAGUUUGGUCAUUUAUAAUGUAAAUAUACAAAGAUUUUGAUGAAGAUUAGAGCAUGGAAGAAACUGAAAUUAAUUUUAUCACUUUAUUGGAAAUCUACAGGUUUGAUUUAGUAAAGUUAUUAAAUGAUUCAAAGUCCAUUCCAAAAAAUCUGACCGUGAGCACAUACGACUUACCUCUUCCUGUGAAAAUAAUUACCAUUUGCUGAAUGAAGUCGUUGACCACUUUCGUAACUCUUAAUUUGGAUUCUGAUUAUUAAGGAAAAUCCAAAUACGAUUUGUCGAGUUAAUGAGUCAUAUGUAGCGUAGAACCCGAUAAUGUCUACAUCAGUUGAAGUUGCUACUUUCAAUUAGUACGGUGAAAUAAAAUGGUCAGCGCAAAUCCCGAAGUAACAGAGGUAGUACCAGUACUGGUGAUGAUAGAAAAGAUUAGACCACGAAGCCUCGAUUCGAGAAAAAUACAAAUUAGUGAAAUAAUAAGAAAACUUUUAUGUGAUAUACAAACUUGGAAUCUAAAGGAAGACAAAGAAUGAAUGUAAAUACAUCAUUGUGGCAGAUCUUGAGCCAUAUCACACAGUCUCUAACAAACGGCUACAAUAAUCACAUAGAUCCCAAUAAAUUGUUGAGAGUUACUAAUUUGCAUAAAAUCUUACGACAUACAUAACUAUUAUUGGUUUUUCCAUUUAUAGUUCUGUUCCUGUAGGUAUUUCCGCUACCUACUGUUCAAGUUUACCGUCUUGUCAAUUUUUACAACCUAUAUGUAACGGAAGUACUCACAUUUCAAGUUUAAACCAUCGAAUGUUAUCAUCGGAUCAUUCAUCUUUCUUAACUAAUUGUUCUAAUUUAUUGCCAACCUCUGGAUUAAUUCAAACUCCCCCGCCUGAUUUCAUACCGGAAUCUAUUAAUUUACAAUCAUGUGCAAGCAACAACAAUUUAAUAGGAAAUAACAGUUGCCUUUUUUCAACUAAUAAUCAUUUACUAGCAAAUCUCCCACAUAUUACAACAUUGGAUUUAACUAAUGGUAUACCUACAUUUACAUCAUCACACGGUUUAUGUUCAGGUGGAAAUUCGAUUAUCAGUGGACAUAGUUCAGUGGAUAAUAAUAAUUCACGUACCCCUGUAAAUUCACAUUCAUCUCGAAGUGUUAACAAUCCACCACUUUCACCAGAUCAACAAUCAUCAUCAAUCAUUACAACAGAUCAUUCAGAACAUAUGGUGCCAAAAAUUGAGAAUCUAUCACAUUCACCUAUAACUUAUGGAGUUAACACAUCUAUUCAUGAAAUAGCCUAUUUAAUCAAUGAUCACACAACAAAUGUCUAAUUGUGUGGCGAUGAAUAUUGUCCUUUUGCAUAUUUAUUAUUAUACAUAGUAUUUGUUAUUUUACAUCAUAUUGAUGUAGAACAAUAAUUGAAUUGUCGUUUUUCUUUUUUGUGCCUUAAACAUAACAUAACACAUAAUCCCUGUCAAUAUUUGCUUUUAUUUCGAAAAAAAACUAUCUAGUCGUGUUUAUGUGGUAAAUAUAAAAUCUUACUCUCCUCU